This is a messenger RNA of Saccostrea echinata, 1530 nucleotides long. Its product is annotated as malonyl-CoA-acyl carrier protein transacylase, mitochondrial-like. Gene Ontology annotation, molecular function: transferase activity. The transcript is spliced from 4 exons. The record is from RefSeq and is a predicted model, not a curated record. The coding region runs from base 36 to 1286 and encodes 416 amino acids. NCBI's taxonomy places the organism in Eukaryota, Metazoa, Mollusca, Bivalvia, Ostreida, Ostreidae.
UUCACAUCCGGUCAAUGUGACAGCAUGAAGUCGAGAUGAAACACAUGACAAUGCACUUACACUAUCGUUUGUUUAGGGUUAGAAACGUGCUUAAAAUAAAAGCGCAAUCAAUCGUAACUAAAAAUCACGCCAGAUUGGUUCAUGGUCCAACAGGCGAUGGUGGAGACAAUGAGCCACCAAGUGAUACCAGUGCGGGAGCUGACCGAGUUAUAAACGAAAUUCCUACAGAAGGAGGUCCACCUGAUAUUCCAAGCAGUGAUAAACCAUUAGUUGAUCCAAGUAGUUCACUUCAAACACGGGGAGUAAUUAGGAAAAAGUUUUAUGUGAAUAAGAGAUUUUCUGUCUUGUUGUUUCCUGGACAAGGGAGCCAGUUUGUGGGGAUGGGUAAAAUGGCCUUACACUACCCUGGGGUCAAAGAACUGUAUGAACAAGUCAAUGAACAUUUCAAGAAGGACAUACUGAAAUUAUGUUUACUUGGUCCAAAAGAUGAACUAGAUAAGACAAUUAACUGUCAGCCUGCCGUUUUUGCAACAUCAUUAGCUGCAGUUGAAAUGAUGAAGGAAUUACAUCCAGAAGUUUUCCAGAACCCAACCUACACAGCAGGCUACAGUCUGGGAGAGAUCACAGCUUGUGUUUAUGCAGGUGUCAUGUCCUUGGCUGACGCUUUGAAUGUGUUACAAACCCGAGCCUAUGCCAUGCAGGAAGCCUCAGAGGAAGUUGGUAGUGGAAUGAUGACAGUGUCCAUUACCCACAAGUCAAAGCUUGGCCUUGCUAAAGAGGCAGCCAUCAAGUACUGUUCUACAGAGUGUGGCAUAACCAACCCUGUUGUCCAGACAGCUAGCUACCUUACUCCCUACCAUAAAGUAAUAGCUGGUCACAAUGAAGCUUUAGAUUUUAUUGCUGACACCGCCAGACAUUUUGGUUUGAGUGGAUGUAAAAAACUUUCAGUUAGUGGAGCAUUUCACACAACGUUGAUGAAACCAGCAGUAGAUGACAUGUAUUCAGCUGUCAAAGAUGCAACUUUUCAGCUGAAAUCAAAACACAGAGUGUUUUACAAUUACACAGGGAAACUUCAUGAUAAUCCAACACAGAUAAAGAAGAACUUGUGUGAACAGUUGACUCAUCCUAUCAAAUGGGAACAGAUAAUGCACACAAUCUACUCGAGGCCCCAGGGGGAGGAGUUUCCCCAGACGUAUGAAGUGGGGCCAGGGAGACAGCUAGGCUAUAUACUGAGACUGACCAAUGAGAAAGCUCAUUAUAAAAAAUAUCAUCAUAUAGAAGUCUGAAUAAUACACUUUUAAAAAUGUCUUUCUCAUAUCUCUUACUUCAUCACAACAAAGCUAAGAAGUUCAAUAUUUUAUUUUUACUCCUGUUGAAAAAAAAUGAAGUUCAUAUGAUUAGGAAGCGAGAUAUACAUGUACAAUAGGUUUUCAUACCUAUACAAAGGUAUAAUUCAGUCCGUGCUUUAUUACUAGAACUGAUGUGAUCACUAUUUUUCAAGUUUGUUCAAAAAUGUCACCUUUUAUUUAA